UCUUCCACAGGUAUACAUUGAAAAAGAAAAACCAACUUCUUAACAAAGAAUCCUUCUACGUACGUCUUCUUAAUUUCCUGAGCAAUUUUCAAUAUAAUUCUGGCCCUCAGAUUUUAAAUCAUUUUCACUACUUUCCUUCUCAGACUUUAUAAAUACCCGGGGUAAUACAUGAUUGUGAUCACCGAUCGUUGGUUAAUUAAUUAAUUAAAUAUUUUAUUAGUUAGUUAACCAUGAAGACCGCUUUAGGAUUCGUAUUAAUCCUGUUCUUGUGCUCGUUGCAUUGGCGAUCCACGGCCCAGAGCUGCGUCGACGAGGCGUUUUCCGGCGACAGGAGUUACAGCUCCUGCAGCUCCCUCCCCUACCUCAACGCCUCCCUCCACUGGACCUACCACCCUUCCAAUGCCAGUCUCGACGUCGCCUACCGCGCGCUCCAGUCCUCCUCCGGCUGGGUGGCGUGGGCCAUCAACCCCACCAGCAGCGGCAUGGCCGGCGCCAACGCCUUCUUAGCUUUCCCCAACCCCACCACCGGCGCCACCACCGUGUACACCACUCAAAUCUCCAGCACCGGUCUCAUCCCCAGCGACGUCGCGGACGGGAACUUGACCUUCGCUGUGUACGGCCGGGAGGCGGAGUACUCGAGCGCCGGCGGGUACUACACCAUCUACGCCUCGUUGGAGCUGCCGGGGAAUGACACGCAGCAGAACACGGUGUGGCAGGCGUCGACGACGUUCUCCGACGGCGUGCCUUAUGGCCACCGUUUUAGUGGGGAUAACGUGUUGUCCUUCGCCUCCUUGGAUUUUUCGGUUCAGGGAGGCGGCUUGACUAAUUGAACCGGGUCCGACUUGAAUUCGUCGAGUUGACUUGAAUUAGCUGUCAGGCCAUUUAUAUGUCAUCAUUACACAAAUAUCCACUUCUCCAGAAGUUGCUAUUCGAAUAAAUAUCAUUAUAUUUCUUUUAGAAUUUUCUUUGGUCGCCACGUUAUUUUACAGCAUUUAAAUCAUAAUCAUAUAUCAAUAAGCAUCAGAAUUUUCUAUGGACAAA
Molecule: messenger RNA, 1041 nt
Organism: Zingiber officinale
Lineage: Eukaryota; Viridiplantae; Streptophyta; Magnoliopsida; Zingiberales; Zingiberaceae
Product: cytochrome b561 and DOMON domain-containing protein At4g12980-like
Exons: 1
Coding region: 231-830 (199 amino acids)
Source: RefSeq, a predicted model, not a curated record